Molecule: messenger RNA, 3333 nt
Organism: Anoplophora glabripennis (Asian longhorned beetle)
Lineage: Eukaryota; Metazoa; Arthropoda; Insecta; Coleoptera; Cerambycidae
Product: facilitated trehalose transporter Tret1-2 homolog
Exons: 3
Coding region: 338-1783 (481 amino acids)
Biological process (GO): transmembrane transport
Cellular component (GO): membrane
Molecular function (GO): transmembrane transporter activity
Source: RefSeq, a predicted model, not a curated record
CAGUAUUUACGAGAAAAAAAUAUUAUUUAUUUUAUACGAUUAUAUAAUGUUUGGUACAAGAUAAAUGUGAUCAUUGUGCAAAGAUGUACAAAGUCUAGAAUAAAUAGACACUAUAAUGGUAAUGUCGUGAAUUAAGUUACAACAAAUAAUUAUAAGUAGGUACAAAAGGAUACUGUCUAUUUGUAAAGAAUGCUGUGUAACUAUGGUUAUACCAGUCAAUUGUUGAAACAAAUAUAUUUUGGGACUCACUAGUUUCUUAUUAAAUCUUGCACCCGCUAAAUCAACCAGCAACGAUAAAAUACAGGGUGGAUGCUUUUGCUGAGAUGAUAUAUACAUAAUGAAGACCACGGUUGUAGACAAGAAAAACGUCGAAGACUUACAGAAUGAUGGACAAAUCUGGCCACAAGUGUUAGCGAUCGUAGUAGUAUGUUUCGUUCCAUUUACGUGUGGCUUAUUAUUCAGUUGGUCCUCGCCAUUCCUAUUAAAAAUCACAAAUGACAAAAACACUUACGACAUAUCCGAAGAAGAAGGCUCAUAUUUCACAGUUAUACCGCCCAUUUCGAUGAUCCUGGCAAGCAUCUUUUGUUCAAAUUUAAAUGACAAAAUUGGAAGGAAACCCACAAUACUCUUAAUUAGUGUACCACACGUUAUUGCCUGGAUUCUCACCGCUACAGCAACAAAUGUUUGGAUGUUCUACGCGUCCAGAUUCUUCGCGGGAAUAGCAGACGGACUGAUGUUCGCUUCUGUGCCGAUGUACAUCGGAGAAAUAUCCACGCCUAAGGUCAGGGGAGUGUGGGGGAACGCCUUAACCUUUGCCAUUUACCUGGGCCAGUUCAUAAUCACCGUGACUGGUAGUUACUGCGACGUGAAACGGACAUCUUAUAUAUGCAUCUGCUUUCCAUUGAUUCAUUUCAUCCUCUUCUAUUUUAUGCCGGAAUCGCCUUAUUUUUACAUCAUGAAGGGGAGAUUUCAAGAAGCCAGGGAAACAUUGACACGAUUGAGAAAGAAACAUGACGUCGAGGAAGACUUUCUUUUAUUGAAAGCCGACGUGCAGAGGCAAAUGUCGGAAUCUGGUACUUGGAAGGAUUUAUUUACCAUCGAUAGCAACAGGAAAGCUUUGUUUGCUGGAAUUUUUCUAAGAGCAUCACAACAGCUCGGUGGUAUAUCCACAUUUGCUGUGUAUACACAAUACAUUUUUGAAAAAUCUGGAGGAAACUUAGAUCCACAAGUCUCAUCUAUGAUAUUUGUUGGUGCGACUUGUCUCUUGAACCUUGUAGGUGCCUACACUUUGGACUUGUUUGGCAGAAGACUGUCGUAUAUAGUUUCUUUGGUAUCUUGUGGUGUAGUAUUACUUAUUGAAUCUAUUUAUUUCUAUAUAGAUCAAUUUGAAACUCAGAUAGAUAUAAAGUUCCUGAACUGGAUCCCAAUAACUGGAAUGAUGGCUUUUGUACUAUUUUUUUCUAUCGGUUUAGGAAUUGUUCCCACAUUGAUGCUUGGUGAAUUGUUUUCUGCAAGUAUUAAAGCCAAAGGCUUAAGUGUUUUGAUUGUGGUAUUUGGGAUUUUUGUUUCCACAAUUACCAAACUAUUUCACUUACUCACUACCAAUUUUGGUCUGUUUUCGCCGUUCCUACUAUUUUCUAUAAAUUGUUUUCUGUCAACAAUUUUAGCAAUAUAUUUGAUACCGGAAACUAAAGGAAAAACUCUCGAACAAAUUCAACAAUCUCUAAAAGGUUCCAAGAAAACAAAUGAAAAGAUUAGAGUGGAAACUAAUCCAAACCCUUAAAGUUAAUACCAAUUUAUAGUUUCUUGAAAUCAAACAUUAAAUGCAAACUAUACAGGUUCCAUCUGCCGUUACGUGAGAGCGAUAAAGUAAGACAUAGAAAUCCAUGCGAUAGAGAAGGAUGGCUAUAAUGAAGGCGUCUCAUAGUCACCGCCCGUUUCGCCCUUCCACAAAUAAGAUCCACUCCUUAUUUCUUAAGGGCGAAAUGGACGGUGACUAUUAGACGCCUUCAUUAUAGCCAUCUUUCUCUAUCGCACGGAUUUCUAUGACUUACUUUAUCGCUCUCACAUAACGGCAGAUGAACCAUCGGUACUUCCGACCCUGUAUACUUAAGGUUUACAAGAAAAAAAAUACUGCUUAUUUUGAAUGACUAUUACAAGAUAAAAGUGAUCUUUUUACAAGCUUUUAUUUAACUUGCCUUACUAGUAUGGGUCAGAUCUUGGAACUGAAUUUUAAAACAGUUAUCCCCAACACGUUUAGUUUGGAUGACAAUGCAUGGUUAGCUAAGUGACGUCAUUCUAAAUCCAAUAUGACGAACUCCCAAAGAUGUCGGGUCAGUUAUUUUUUAUGGACUCCCAUGAUAUCAAGUGAAAGCGCUUGCUGAAAAGAAUACGAAAAUAAAAUGACGUCACUAAAAGCUUGUUUUUUUAAUUUUUUUUUGUACAUGAACUUAUUUUAGUAUACUAGACGUACUUAGGUUUUUAUAACGACUAUAAGACUGAUUGCUUAUAACAAUAAAGUUGUUGGCAUUCAGAAUUGUGUACCGUAAAAAUAUACAGAGAGAACCAGAAUGAUUGAUGGUGCUGCUAUUUACAAAUAGUUUGUGUGCCGCUUUCCUAUUAUUUUCACUCUUCAUAGUUGCCAACACAGUGAUUUACUUCGUUCAGUGGUGGGUUAAGUAUGCUGAGCAAAAAUGUUAUAAUCUGCGGCUUCAUGAUUUAGAAACUCUUCCUGGAAUUAGAAAAAACGUUAAUGGAUUGAAUAAUUCCAUACAUUUUCAUUUCGUUGACCACUCCAAAAGUAGGCCUCUGCAAUAAAUUUAUCGUCGUCUAACGAACAGACGAUUUUUUAACCUAAAACAGUUGGAGUACUUUAUAUCGAAGAAACUGUCAAUAUUUGCUUCCUAACCACAAAACUAACAGUGGACAUAUGAUUAGCGUUGAAAAACGCUGAUUAUUUAGAAUAUUAACGGUAACUUCGAAUAAAAACACAAUCUGCGAACAAAAAUAAAUACAACAGCAAGUACACACGGGAGGCACGAGGAUCUCUGAAUUGACAGACUUGUCGGUCGGAAAUUUAAAGAACACGGAACGUAAUUUUGUUGAAAUGGAAGUAAAUUUUAAUAUCUUUGGUAAUAUUUCCAUGUGACGUCAGCUUCAAUCAUUCUGGAUCGCUCGGUAUAAAGUCUGAAGAAAGUAGACACUAUAAUAGUAACGACGUUUAAGUUACAACAAAUAAUUAUAACUAUAAACGUAAACUGUCUAUUUGUAAAGAAUGCUGCGAUAUUGUGAUUAUUCCAUCAAUUAUAGAAGCAAAUAUAUUUUUGAAGUCGA